This is a messenger RNA of Leptomonas pyrrhocoris, 945 nucleotides long. Its product is annotated as protein phosphatase-like protein. The transcript has a single exon. Bases 1 to 945 code for a protein of 314 amino acids. The record is from RefSeq and is a predicted model, not a curated record. Gene Ontology annotation, biological process: protein dephosphorylation. Gene Ontology annotation, molecular function: protein serine/threonine phosphatase activity. Lineage: Eukaryota; Euglenozoa; Kinetoplastea; Trypanosomatida; Trypanosomatidae.
AUGUCAAUGAAAGGUCUGAUGGCUCUGAAGAAGAAUACGCAGGCUAUUUUGCUUUCCCCUGUCCGAGAUAAGUACUCUAUUCUGAUGGAAGAUGACAAGAUUCGCGCCGGCGCGAGCAGCAUGCAGGGUUGGCGUAGUACCAUGGAGGAUGCACACGCCGUUUAUCUUUCCAUACCUAAUAUGCCCGGAGUCAUUCGAGACGAAGACGCAGCCAUCGCCGCCGUUUUUGAUGGCCACUGCGGUAGCAAAUUUGCACAGUCGUGUGCAGCGAGAAUUCGAGACUGGGUCACGGGAACUGACGCGUUCAAAAAAGGAAACUUUGAGAAAGCAAUCAAAGACGCGUUUUGCUCCGGCGAUGUGGCGCUGCACAAGGCAAUGCCAAGCGAGCUUAGCGGGUGCACGGGAAACUGCGUCUUUAUUGUUCAGAACCACCUCUAUUGCGCCAACACCGGCGACUCCCGGGCAGUAUUGUGUCGCAAUGGAGAGGCAAUAGCGCUGAGUGAGGAUCACAAACCAACCGACCCUGCAGAGCGGGAACGGAUCAUGAAAGCUGGCGGGUUUGUGCAAGCAGGCCGCGUAAACGGCGUUCUCUCCCUCAGCCGCGCAUUCGGCGACUACGCAUUCAAGGACAUGAACUUGAAACCAGAGGACAUGGCGAUAACGGUGAUGCCAGAUGUAUUUCAUACAGAGUUGACUCCUCAUGAUGAGUUCGUUAUUAUUGCGUGCGACGGAGUUUGGGACAUGAUGACAAACGAGAAGGCAGUAGAAUUCGUGCGCAACGAAGUAGCAGACCACGGUGAUAUAUCCCUUGCUUGCGAGCGUUUAAUGAAUGCUUGUCUCGCGUCAACCCCGACUGCCUACGGAACAGAUAACAUGACGGUUAUAAUACUUCAGUUUAAGAGCUCAUUUUUAAAGAAGGUGGAAAGUAAGUUCAUUACCGAAUAG